AUGGCUCUCCGUCUCUGCACGCUGGCCAUGGCGGCCAGCCUCAUCGCCACGGGCGCCACGAUAUCACCACAGGAAAUUCCCACAGACGUCCCCGUGUCGUCCAUCCUGACGACGGCACAGGGCCACUUGACCCGGGGCGAGACCAACGAGGCCCUCAUGUACUACGACGCCGCCAUCGCCCGCGACCCGUCCAACUACCUGAGCCUGUUCAAGCGUGGCGCCACGUACCUGUCACUGGGAAAGACGAACAAAGCGACGGCCGACUUCAACAAGGUGCUGGCUCUAGAGCCCAACUUUGAGGGUGCCCACCUACAGCUGGCCAGAAUCAAGUCCCGCUCGGCCGACUGGGAAGGCGCGCGCGCAGGAUACCUGGCCGCUGGCAAGGGUGCCGACUCGAUCGAGAUGCAGGAGCUGGAUGAGGCCAAAGGCGCCGUCGACCUAGCCGAGGCGGCCGCCGCCGCGGGCCAGUGGGAGGAGUGCGUGAGCCACGCGGGUGCCGCCAUCCUCGUCGCCGGCCGGUCGGCCCCACUGCGUGAGCUUAGGUCGCGCUGCCGCUUCGCCCGUGGCGAGGUCGAGGAGGGCAUAGCCGACUUGCAGCACCUGCUCAGCAUGCGGCCGGGCGACACGAAUCCUCACGUCAUCAUCUCGGCCACGUCCUUUUACGGGCUCGACGCCUUGGACAAGGGCGUCGACCAGGCCAGGAAGUGCCUGCACUCGGACCCUGAGUCCAAGGUCUGCAAGAAGCUCCUCAAGCAGGAGAAGGCCAUCCAGAAGGCCUACGCUAAGAUUAUCACCCAACUCGAGCGGGGCCAGAUGACGACUGCCGGACGCGCCCUCGUCGGCCACGGUGAGGAGUCGGGCCUCAUCAAUGACAUAAAUGACCAGAUUGCUGCCCUGCGCAAGGCUGGCAGCAUCCCCGAAUCCGUCAGCUCGCGUCUAUAUCAGCAUGCCAUCGAGAUGACAUGCCAGGCCUACUCAGAGUCCAACCACAAGGAUGCAACGAAGUACUGCACAGAGACGAUAGACCUAGACGCCAAGUCCUUCUGGGGCCUACUGCACCAGGGCAAGUCGCAGCUCCGGAGCGAAGACUGGGAGGCGGCGAUACGCACGCUGCAGGAGGCGGCGGAGGCGCACCCGGACAAGAAGGAGCAGGUGGACCGGCUCCUGCACAAGGCACAGAAUGGCUUGAAGCGCAGCAAGACAAAGGACUACUACAAGGUCCUCGGGGUGUCUCACGACGCCGACGAGCGCCAGAUCAAGUCGGCCUACCGCAAGCAGACCAAGCAGUUCCACCCGGACAAGGCCGCUAAGCAGGGAAUCUCCAAGGAGGAGGCCGAGAAGAAGAUGGCCUCUAUCAACGAGGCAUACGAGGUCCUCAGCAACCCCGAGCUUAAGGCCCGCUUUGACAACGGCGACGACCCAAACUCCCAGGAGCAGCAGCACCGCCACCCCUUCCAGCAGGGCGGUUCGCCAUUCAACUUCCAGGGAGGCCACACCCAGUUCAAGUUCACUCAGGGUGGCGGUCGCAAAGCUGGUGGUCAGGGCGGUUGGCCCUUUGGCGGCGGCGGUCCUGGCGGUCCCUUUGGCGCUCAGUUUGGCUUCUAA
Molecule: messenger RNA, 1605 nt
Organism: Geosmithia morbida
Lineage: Eukaryota; Fungi; Ascomycota; Sordariomycetes; Hypocreales; Bionectriaceae
Product: DnaJ-like protein subfamily C member 3
Exons: 2
Coding region: 1-1605 (534 amino acids)
Biological process (GO): protein folding in endoplasmic reticulum
Cellular component (GO): endoplasmic reticulum
Molecular function (GO): protein-folding chaperone binding; misfolded protein binding
Source: RefSeq, a predicted model, not a curated record